This is a messenger RNA of Neopelma chrysocephalum (saffron-crested tyrant-manakin), 460 nucleotides long. Its product is annotated as kallikrein-15-like. The annotation marks the transcript as partial. Gene Ontology annotation, molecular function: serine-type endopeptidase activity. The transcript has 3 exons. Lineage: Eukaryota; Metazoa; Chordata; Aves; Passeriformes; Pipridae. The record is from RefSeq and is a predicted model, not a curated record. Gene Ontology annotation, biological process: proteolysis.
AUGGAGACGCUGCUCGUACUGGGACUGCUGGGGCUGCUCACUGCGGCCGCGGGGGACGAGAACCGCAUCGUGGGCGGGGAAAAGUGCGGGCGGAGGCUCCACCCCCACCAGGCCGUGCUGCUGGAGCCGGGCGGGGCCAUCCACUGCGGCGGCGUCCUGAUUGGCCGGCGCUGGGUGCUGACCGCCGCCCACUGCCACACCCAAAGCCCGCUGCCCAUCCGGCUGGGCGAGCACAGCCUGCGGACGCGGGAGGGGACCGAGCAGUGCCUCACCUGGGCGCGCGCCUUCGUGCACCCGCGCUACAACGUCACCACGCACGACAGCGACCUGAUGCUGCUGCGCCUGCGCCGCCCCGCCCACCUGAGCGCGCACGUCAGCCCCGCCCCCCUGCCGCGCAGGUGCCCCCGCGGCGGGGACAGGUGCGUGGUGUCGGGCUGGGGCAGCACCAGCAGCCCGCAAG